CGGACUGUUGGCCGUGACUGAUGGGCAAGACGUCAUCUGGCUUUAACAUGUAUGUUAGCUAGCUGGUAGCCCGCUUUAGCUUCUAUAUUUAGUAACAUUGGGCAUUUUACUGACCGACACUACACACUACACACAAGUGGCGGUUGGUGCCAAAUAUGUAUAAAAAACCUAAUCACGAGGGCAGUAGUUUGCUUAGAGUACAGUUAGAAUUAACCGUGUGAAAACAAGCGCGUCGGCUAGCCUGCUAGCCAGCUUAGCUAACUAUUGGCUAGCAGUCGUGCGCUAGCCGUAACCGAGUGUACCAGCAUAUAUCAGCACACUUAGUAGAUGUUCAGAGAGCGGUUUAACGGAAACAACAUCGAGUCGUCGUCUGUUUGGCGCCUUGUGGAAGGAUAAUUCCAUCCUGAGAGAAUCCGGUGGUGUAUGAGCUAUGGGGGCGUUCCUGGACAAACCCAAGACAGAGAAGCACAACGCGCAUGGUGAGGGCAAUGGCCUGCGCUACGGGUUGAGCAGCAUGCAGGGGUGGCGUGUGGAGAUGGAGGAUGCCCACACAGCCACCGUCGGCCUGCCACACGGCCUCGACGACUGGUCCUUCUUCGCCGUGUAUGACGGACAUGCCGGUUCACGAGUGGCCAAUUACUGUUCCAAGCACCUGCUUGAGCACAUUGUUGCAGCAGCACCCGCCGGUGAGCUGAGCCGCAGUGUAGAGGCAGUAAAGAGUGGCGUGCGUGCCGGCUUUCUGCGCAUCGACGAGCACAUGCGUGGCUUCACCGACCCACGCAACGGUCUCGACCGCAGCGGCUCCACAGCAGUAGCCGUGCUACUUUCACCAGAACACAUGUACUUUAUCAACUGCGGCGACUCGCGCGCGUUAUUGUGCCGGGACGCACGCGUACGCUUCUCCACUCUUGACCACAAGCCUUGCGACCCACGUGAGAAGGAGCGCAUCCAGAACGCAGGCGGCUCGGUCAUGAUUCAGCGUGUCAACGGCUCACUGGCUGUAUCGCGCGCCCUUGGCGACUUUGACUACAAGUGUGUGGAAGGCAAGGGCCCCACCGAGCAGCUGGUAUCACCUGAGCCUGAGGUGUUUGAGAUUGCUCGUCUGCCCGAUGAGGAUGAGUUUGUGAUUCUGGCUUGCGAUGGCAUCUGGGACGUGAUGAGCAACGAGGAGCUGUGCACCUUUGUGCGCUCCAGGCUGGAAGUGUCAGAGGACUUGGAGAAAGUGUGUAACGAGGUGGUGGACACAUGCCUGCAUAAGGGUAGUCGAGACAACAUGAGUGUCGUGCUACUGUGCUUACCAAAUGCACCCAAAUUGUCAGAAGAAGCAUUAAAGAAAGAUGCAGAGUUGGACAAGUUCCUUGAGUCACGUGUGGAGGAACUCUUAGAGAAAGCAGGUGAGGAUGUCAUUCCUGAUCUGGUACAUAUCAUGAGACACCUUGCCACAGAGAAUAUCCCUAACCUCCCACCAGGGGGAGGCCUCGCCAGCAAACACAGUGUUAUCGAGGCUGUGUAUAACCGGCUCAACCCCCAAAGAGAGGACGAUGGGAAUGCUGCAGACCUGGAGGACCCCUGGUAGCUGCCCAUCUCGACAGCCUGUGCCCUUAAAGGAUCCUUCAGCUCACAAGACACCCUUCAUAUUUUUGUUUCUUUUGCUCUAUAAAACCCAGAGAUUGUUUUGGGCCACCCGUGAUAAUUUGACCUACAAUGACAAACACAGUCCACUUAAUAGGAUUGUGAAUCUUUUUUUUCCACUAAACAUGAGGGAACGAGAAGAACUUCCGCAUAAGAAAUCAAAUUAAAUUACACGUCUGAGAAUAAAGACAGUUUUUGCGCUUUUUUCCUUUU
Molecule: messenger RNA, 1845 nt
Organism: Trichomycterus rosablanca
Lineage: Eukaryota; Metazoa; Chordata; Actinopteri; Siluriformes; Trichomycteridae
Gene: ppm1ba
Product: protein phosphatase, Mg2+/Mn2+ dependent, 1Ba
Exons: 6
Coding region: 431-1576 (381 amino acids)
Biological process (GO): positive regulation of canonical Wnt signaling pathway; peptidyl-threonine dephosphorylation; positive regulation of canonical NF-kappaB signal transduction
Cellular component (GO): nucleus; cytosol
Molecular function (GO): protein serine/threonine phosphatase activity; magnesium ion binding; manganese ion binding
Source: RefSeq, a predicted model, not a curated record